This is a messenger RNA of Paramuricea clavata, 16886 nucleotides long. The record is from the annotation of a GenBank genome assembly. NCBI's taxonomy places the organism in Eukaryota, Metazoa, Cnidaria, Anthozoa, Malacalcyonacea, Plexauridae.
GCAGUCCGUGUAGAACAUGGUGUACUAGCCACUUGAAAACUGAUUGGUUUUUCUGGCCGAGCGAGCUUGUGAUUAUCGUUCUUCAACUUUCGUACAUGAGAUGGUAAAUGUCUGCGAUGUGGCACAAUGGUUUCGCGACGCAACUUCGGAUAAACGGCUGGAAGCCCUAUGUCGCCUCAUAGAUUGCUGUAUGCCAUUGGAAUUACGAUUUCUGAAUACGUACUUGGACGAAUUGCUGAGACGAAACUUGAUUGUGAAUCAACACUCGGACUCGAGUAUGCCCGAACUACACGAAAUCACCGAUUCCACUUGCCGUCGGCAACUGUGCUUAAUUCUGACGCGGCUGAAAUCGGCCAACGUUCUAGCCGGUUGUAUAUAUGAUAUUUUGAUACAAUACAAUUUUAGUGAAUUUUUCUCUCGCGUUAUGGUAAUGGAAGAAGAGUUAGUCGACGAGAUUUUAUUAUUAUUCACCUUAGCCGCAAAUCAUCCGGCUAUGACUUUUUCCCAACGUCGCAAUCUGCACCAAAGACUCGUAGACCUACGUGAAACUAUAGAAAAAUCUUUCAAGGUAUCAAUUGUACAAUUUUUUAAACAAUACAGCUUUUCAUUCAAUUUCAUGCAAAUUUUAAAGCACCAGCGUUUGUUGGUAUAAUUUUAUAGCCCACUGGAAUAGCUUAUUUUGACGAAGAAGGGUUGUAAUAAUAAAUAUCUUUCGUACAGGAAGGGCAUAUGGCGAAUAUAUACAUGAAAUCACGCAAGCUCGUAUCGUGUUACUUUCGCUUUGUGUGUGUAUGUGUGUUCGCGGGUAUUGUAUAAUCCCUAUAUUAUUUAAAAUAUUUAACUGUUGCAAAUUUCGUUUGUCAAUAUGCGUCUCUCAGCUGUAUUGUCAUUGUAAGAAAUAUUAUUUGAAUAAGGAUAACGAGAAUUGAACGAUUUCUCUUUGCACCCUAAGCGAACGCAUGAAAUCUUGGACUUAGCCCCGUAGAUGAAAAUAAAUGCAUCAAUGUUGAAAAUUAAAUAAUAUUUUAGAAAUUUACAAUGUUGCAUCUCAACUAUUAUCAUAAAUUUGUAAUCUAGGGCUUUCGUUUAAGUAACUUUAUCAGACAGGUUGCACUCGAGUUGUGACAAUGCUGCCUUUCAUGCUUUCCUAUAGUGUUACCAUGCUACUGAUGUUUGUUCGCAACACAAUCAAGAAUAUAUAUGCAAGCCUCUUGAAAAAUCAAGCACUCGAGAAGUGACGAACUUGAGAGACCAACUGCAGCCAACGGCUGAAACUCUGAAAGCCGAAUUAAAUAUGCAGCCUGCAGACGACGUCGAGAAAACCGAUGUUCCCGCUAACAAAAAUACUUCGGGAGGUAUGUAUCGAUAAAUAUUAAACCCUCUAUAUGGAUUAAGUUACUGUAUGUGUGUAGUAUAGCAUAUAUUCUCUUCGGAUAAUCGGGGCAAACGACUUUUAAUGAAUACUUUACGUAUACAAACACAGUUAAUGCAUUUCUAAUCAUGUACAAGGGGAAUCAAUAUAAGGAUAUAUUUUUAAUUGAAAAUAUUUGACAGAACAUUUUUGUCUGGUCUUAAUUGCCCCGGGGUAACUUCUGUCAACACAAACCAUACGUUCUAUACUCCUAUAUAUAAUAAUAAUUCGCUGCUCUCGACAGCUUAAAAAGCAAACUUCUAUAUGAUGGGCUUGGAUUUCAUCAUUGCAUUUGGUCUUCGUCUAAAACACCUCGUUUUGUUAAACUUUAUAUAAUUGUAGAUACAUUAUACUUCGUUCGGUGUUACGCCUUACGGUUUGAUAGAUCUGAAAGAAUUUUUAAAUGCUCGGUUGGAGCCCUAUUAAACGUGUUCUUUAGUACAUUCUGUACAUGCAAACAAUGCUAAGCGUUUUCUCUCCUUAGCGUUCUCAAAUUCGAAACACGCUUGUUCGUUUUGUGUCCUUGCGCAAAUCGCGAUUAGUUUUAAUCUUCUUUCAUGGAUUACAACAAGAAGCUUUUGUCUCUGUAGACUGUAGUUUUCUCUACGAGUCUGCAUCAUAGAUAUCCAAUAUAUCUAUAUGGUCUGCAUGCACUCAUUGCGAUUUAUUCUUUUAGAUAACUGUAUAAACUGCCGUAGAAAUUGAAAACGUUUGGACUUUCGGGCUACUCGACAUUCGAAGCGAUUUUUGAAUAAAAAAAUUUUUAAUCUUUUCGGGUAGUUCAAAACUCAGCAGCCUCGGACGCUACCUAUAUAUCAGUACGUCCUAAGUUUAUUCACUCACAUAUAUGUCGAUUUGUAAAUUGGCGUGCAAAAGGCCAUAUAUGUGUUUUGACUGACAUGCACGCAAGUAUUGCUUGAUUUUUAAUAGCGUGCCAUUUCUGUUUUGUGUUCCAAUUUGCGUGUGCGGAAAACAACAUUUCGUGGUGGGCUAGAUGCAUUUUACCAUUUAAUUCAUACAGUUAAAGUAUUUUACUAUACAUGUAUAUCUAAGGCACACUAUUUAACUAUUUUGCUCUUUCUAACAACAGAUUAUAUUACUUUGUCUAACACCAGCAUAUAUUGUGCAUCAUGCGCUUUCAAAAACAAAUGAACGCGAUCUUUCUUGUUUUACAUGUAUUUGGUCUUGCAUGCAGCCGCAAGAUGACUGUAAUAUCAAACUCUUAGUCUCUCCCAAGAAGUCAUACACCAAGCAAAUUUACUGUCAGUCUGCAAUAUUUAUGAAGGCUCGGAUCCUCCGAGUAAUGACUUUUUAAAGCGUUCUAAAAUUGGCCGUAAAUUGCAUUUACUCGGGAGUAAACUUUGUGUUUAUAAAUUAAAAUUUCUUUCUAUGAAUUGUAAGAUCAACGGUUGAAAGCAUCGCUAUCCGGUAGCGCAGUCUGGUCUUCGAUACAAAAGCGUUUUACUCUCGCGCGCAAGGACGAUUUUAUACUUUGUGUAGCACUAAAUUACUAGUCCUACGGGCUGUUUAUAUGGUCCCGCUUACCCGCGGGAUUCAAUGAAGUGUGACGUAUUUUGAACAAUUGAAAUAGUAUUACUUUAUCAUCUAACAAAAUUGCUUGUUACAAAUUGUAUGAAAUUCCAUGUUUUAGACAAAAAAACAAAUGUUGUUGAAUGCUAUUAAUCGCCUUCUCCAUUAAUUAUUUAACUUUUGUUUAUGGCUGAAGCUGCACGUAUUUCAAUUGCUCAAAAUACGUCACACUUCACUAUUGAAUCCUGGGUAAGCGGGACCAUAUAAACAUCCCCUUGGCUGUCUAUUUUGCAAUAAAUUUCAUAAAAAAAACCAUCAUUUGCAUUGCGAAAUGUCGCUAAAAAUUAUCUUGGGGCAUCGCAGUUUUUUUCGCGUUUGACGUCUUAUGAGAAAGGUCUAUUAUUCUUUGUCCAAUAGAAAGAUGAUUUUGCUCGGUCUAUACGUCAGACAUUUGUACCCUGUCAAACGUGUCACGCAUGCAUUUAGGCGAUUUUAUUUGCGAAUGCUCUAAAAGUCAAGACUGGGAUGAUAUAUGAUUAAUUUGUAACCUAAGCCUGAAGUUUUGAAGCUCUUUCUUGGAUUGAUGAACAAUGGUUUCUGUAAUUUUCUAUAAAAAAUUAAGCCUUUAAUGCUUACCGUCGUGGUCCAUUAUCAAUGUAGCGAUUGAACGAAAAAAAAUAAUAAAAUGGUACGCGUUGGACGGUUGGCUCCGACUUUAUAAACUUUAUAGUCUGCUAAAUUAUACAUUGUUUAGAAGAUUUAUGUUGAAACGAGUUGUAGUAGAUGAUCUGUCGACUCAUUAUUCUCCUUCCUCGCUAGUGGAGGUGUACAUUGGUUCGGAUUGGACGUUUAUAAUCCGACAAUUGGCUAAUGUUUAAAAUCCAAUCCGAAUCCGAUCCGAGUUUUGAUAAAGAAUUCCGAUCCGAAGAAUCCUUUAAUAAAAUAAAUUUCUCAUUCAAGUGGAAAUGUUUAACCAAAUAAUAAUUAUUAUAUACAAUUAAUUCAUUUUAUUUCGAAUAUCCGAUCCGACCACGAAACAACUUUAUCAAUCCGAUCCAAUCCGAAAUGAAUAUUUUUUGUACACCUCUACUCGCUAGUAUUCACUUCGUUAAAUACCAGUACUCAUUGAUAUUGGUGCCUGCGAGCAAAACGUCAGAACAUGCCUGGAAAAGUGCGUCACUUUUUAGGUUUAAAAACUCCUUUUUAGGUUUAAAAUCUCAUUAACGCCAAAUGCGACCAAAACGCCCCCUUUAAAUUAUUCAAUCGUAUUAAAUGCCGGGCAAUCUUAUAUUUGUAAAACUAUUCUCAUAUUCCCAUUUUUAAAGCCAGGCGCACAUUCUACGAUUCACGCAUGAGUUGGUUACGCUCUCAUGGUAUGUGACAUGCAGGCAUCAUCAUUAAAUAUCCUGCCAUUAAAAAUCAUGAAAGACUGGACUUGAAAAUAUUGAUAUUUGAGUCCUUGAUCAAACAGCUGCAAACGUCAUAAUGCAUCAGUCAAUGUAAACCCCCGGCCCCCUAACCCGGGGCAUUAGGCGGGGAUUAGAUAUUUUCGUUUCUAAUCAGAGCUAAUGCCCCGCCAUGUGGAGACAGUUAAAAUGGACAAAUGCCCCGGCCUGUGGGGCUUUCAGAACCUUUUAAACCAAAUUCAAUACAAAGUGAAAUGCAACACUGCAAUACCAAAAAGACAAUUUAGUAAACGUGCUUUAUAUACUAUUUAAAGCACGCGUAGGAGUGUUUUAUCAGAUAUAAAACGCGAGGCGCAGCCGAGCGUUUUAUAUCUGAUAAAACACUCCUACAAGUGCUUUAAAUGGCUUAAAAAACGACCCAUCUUCUGAUGAGUACAUUAGCGAAGUAAUUUUUAAAAUAAACUUUGUCUAAACCGAGAAAAUCAAAGCUAAAGUUUAUGUAUAAAUUAACAUGAUUUUUUUAUCACAUAUAAAGAUACGACACGCUUAUGAUUUUUCUUUGUGUUUUGCUCCUGAAUUAUUAAUGAGUUUCUUAAAUUCAUAUUAAAUAUGGUUAUAUUUUAAAGUUUAUAUGAAUUGCUUUUGUGUUUUUCUUGCCUAUUGCCAUAGUUAGAUCAUGAAUAUCGAAAUAUAUUUAAACUACCUUUCGAACAUGCUUCAACACUCAAUGCGUGCAUUGUUAUCAAAAUUUCCAUGUGUAUCACUGUCUUUAUUUGUUUUAAUACAAAUAUUAAAUAUUACAAUAUAUAACAAUAAAAAACAACGUUAAUACCAAGGUAUGCGUGAGCGAAGAAAGAUCAAAAUAUAUAAAAAAAUAUCGAAAAUAUCACACACAUGCAAACGUCAAGACAAAGCAUGUGGUUAAAGCGCUGAGCCAAAGCCAGUAUAAUAAGGGCUAUAGAUGAAGUAUAUACCUCAAAUCCAUGGUGUCAAAUCCCCGCCAAACGCCCCAGUAAUUCUAAACGAAGAUCUAAAUGAACCAAAUGCCCUGCUCAUGCUUAGGGGCAUUAAUAAACUGCAAACGCCCGGCUAAUCCCCGCAUAGCCCCGGGGUGGGGGGGGGUUACAUUGACUGGUGCAUAACGCAGAAAAUUCAUGGCGUGGUGUUUUCUAUAAUUUGGCAAAAUUAGUAUAUAGCAUGAUCAUGAACACCUAUAUUCUAAAUAUGGAUGAGAAUUAUUUGAAAAGUAAAUGAGUUAAGCAAAUCUUCUAUAUAAUAAAGACAACGAUUGAUUGUUUUUUUAUAAGAGACGUUCGUUUGUAUUCUGUUUAUACAUUGAAAAGUAUGGACAGAAACAAUCGAGCAUUCCUUACAAUGACUUCACCAAUAUAAUCACCUGAAGUUAAUUAGGUCCAAAUACACAAGGUUGGAAUUUAAUUAGGUUAGGUCUAAAAUGUAUAAAAGUUAUACCCGACGUCUCAAAAUCAUGAGCAUCAUAUUUCGGAUCUUUUCCUAGCCAAUUUUUGGCUCAGAGCGCAGGAAAACUUACGUAUGCGAAUUUAUAACAAUUUUAAUAAUACAACCAUCACCAAGAGCGCGAGCAUAUUUAAUUUAAUAAUGCGGGCCGAACGCUGAUAAGAAACGUCCGUCCGGCUUUUUUUUUUCAUUUGACCUUGACGCCAUUUGUUCCUUCAGACGAGAUAAAAGGUUCCUAAAGACAAAGGACAAUAGCGCAUGCAUACCUUAUGCAUGAUGUAUUUAAAUUCGCGCGAUAUUAGAAUUUUUGCAAAUCUAUAAGGUGUCUGAAAAAGCAAAACUGAGCCGCGCGAAUAAGUUAUAGCUGCAGUAACUGCAGACGAGAAGCACAAUAUUGAUUAUUGGGACCAUUGGAUUAGCCAUGCAUUACUCCAUUAGUGUCGUUGUUUGGCGUGGCUCCAUGAUUGAUUCUGUCUUGCUCAUAUCUUUUCGUUGAAUGAAGAGAUGAGCUUUUCUCGAGAUCCACUUGCGGCUCACCCGAAUUUUCAAUAUCCAUUGGCAUUGCCAAAUGUUGCCCAUCUUUAAGAGCAGAUUAUUUUGUAUGUUGCGCAACACGCGCGCUCAAAGCCAAUGCGCAAAAUGCCACUUGGCUUAUGACUGUAUUAACUUUAAAAACCUUUUUGUGAUAUAGCUACGUUUCUCAAAUGUUUCUCAAUGUUCAAAGUUCAAAGUAAUUUUCAGUCUACUUGCUAUAACGAUAUAUGACACCAAUUUUAAAUCAUGAUUAUAACAGUUGAAUUUCAAUUUACAUUUUGUGUAUUUCUAAAUGUUUCACAACCGCCAGAUGCAUUUGAAAAGGUGACUAAGUAGCUUACCUUUUAAACUAUAAAAUAAAACUAAAGCUAGCAAAGUAAUUUUGGAACAUAUAUGCCAACAAGAUUUUGGUUUUGAACGCUUUUUCAUCGCAAUCAUGCGCGACAUAAAGAAGUAUCAUCGAAGUGUAAAUUUGUAGUUUUGUUCCGCUACGAUUAAGCUGCACGAAAUCAGCACAACUCCGCCAAAAUUAGGCAUUUGGUGCGUGACAUCUAUGUGUGAAGACGUUUAAAAACCUUAUAAAAAUAUUUGCAUGAGUCGUUCUAUACCUCUAUAUACAGUUCCUGUUUUGAGAUAUGAUACCGAAAUUGGACAUAUAUACUGGUUUGUCAAUACAAACAUUGUGUGUACUUUAUCCACGCAAAGUGCUUAAUGGUUAAUACGUUCCUUCCUUUUGUUAAAUGACGUAUGAUUAUUCCACUUAUCUUUCAUCUUUUCAACGAAAUCUAAUUAAUUUAAUCAUCGCUCGAAACAUCUUACCCCGUCAAAUGCGGUUGACAGAAUUGCUACCAUAUAGCCAUAGGGCAUGAAGCUGCAAUAUUGAACCAACAUGGUCGAAGCCAAUUUUUCAACUGCAAUUCAAAAUUUCGUUGAUAAUUCACAAGUAUGGCGAGGCUCUUUACAUUUCUUUGUUUACGUAUCUACCGACGGUUUAGAUUGGAAAGUGAAAAAAAAAUAAUACACCUCGACUGUCUGACAAUUGGUACUAAAUUUUAAUACAUGACUAUCUAUAUGAUGACUGCUCGCUCAAGUAAACUCAUGGUGCAUGGGUCCCCCUACGUUGAAUAAAAUAUAAAAGAUGCCCCAGAUGGCAAACAGUAUUAUUAGGUCAGACCAGGGACGUAGCAAGACUUCGUUUGGGUUUUUUGGUGGGAGGUUGUAAAGAUGCAAAGGAGUUGCUAAAUUACUUUUUGCGUUACCUAAAAACAUUUUUUUAAAUUUAGUGUGGUUUUUUUCAUGUUUACAUUCAAGUAACAGGUGUAAAAUUAUAAAAGUUCGAAAGAAUAGAUUAGAACAAUAGGAUAUGGGGAUAAAAUUGCUAACUUUCUCUCCCUCUUAACUUCCGCAUUUGCCAGUUAAUGCUCUCGUAAUUUACCUAAAAAUCUGAAAGAAUCACCUAGAAAUUCACCUGAAAUUAUUCAUGAACUAAUAUUAUUAUUAUUGUGGGGGGGCUGUCGCUACGCAAUAUACUUAAACUGAUCCUGGUCCUAAUUGUUCUCAAAGUGCCUAGAGUAUGAUAGGCGCUGUGGACGAGGUUGAGCCGUUGGACCAAAAUGUUUACCAAUGAGAAUUUUCCAUCAAAUCUAUCUAAUAAUAGGUAUGUGUAACAACAGUGAUUAAUCUUCAUUGAUAUGCUUGUGCCUCUAUUGAUAGCUCGUCCUAUAUACUAACAGGAUAGCAUUUUGGCACGGAAACUAUUACUUACGUAUUGUACACGCCUAUAUGCACACAAUUUGGCAAUAUUGUACUUCAUUCUCGUUCUUCGCUCCAGGCAUUCCGGAUGGGUGAGGUGUUGUUGGACAUUUCAUGACGUCAUUACAACUAAAGAUUAAUACAUGAAUAUUUUCUUAAUUUGCAAAUCUAACCUUAUUAGCUGGUUUGAAAUGUUUAAUUCGUGGUGCAUACCUGAGAUUUCGUUCAUCAAUUAUAAAAAAGUGUGCUUGGUUCAGAUUAUCGUAAUUUUGUGGCACGCUAAAAUUCGUUGGCUGCGGUGGGGUUUUUUUAUGCGUGAGCAAUAAUGAUCUGGAGUUCACAGUCAAUACAUACAUUCCUGCUCUUGCAAAAAAUUUACAUAAGUAGCUACGAGAAAAAAGAAAAUGCGAAACUAAAAUUUCCUGUUAUACGGAAAUUCUGAGUCGCAUGUGAUAUGCGCACUUUAUAUUUGCAUAAUUAGUGUAUGCAGGGCAACACCGCGGAAAAAAAGUACACGCAUGUGCCAAACCUGAACAAUGGCGGCCAAUUGAAUCCAAUUUUCGAAACUAAGACAUGGCCAUUUACUCAUUCGAAAGUGAAAGUGUGAAACAGACAAAAGAAUAUAGAAGACGGUUAGACUAUAACAUUAAUUUUAAACCGUAAGAAGAAAUAGAAAUUAACCAAAACAUCUCAUGUUUGAACAGGUGGUAUAUAUCGAAAAAUUUAUAUCAAUCACCGAUAAGCAAAUUCUCAAGAGUAUAAUGCCAGGUCAUAAAUCAUCGAGGAAAUUAUGAAAAUGAAUUUGUUUCAACGCAAAAGUUGUUGACGCUACGCUAAAAAAGAUAUUGCAAAAAAAAAUAUGCCCGAACCUACGAGAAAAAAUGUCCUUGUAAAUGUACCAGCAGUCACCUUUGGUUCAUUUUCAUGCGUGAUACAUUUCUGAACUUUUAGACUAUAAUUAUUGGCAUCAACUAUUUCGCUGACCUCAGAAUGACAUUUCGUCAAACUUUUUUCUUCAAGAUUGGUUUAGAAACAAAUUUGGAGUAGGGUUACGGUUAGAGUAAGGAUUAGGGUUAGCCGGUUAGGGUUAGAGUUUGUGUUUGGAGUAGGGUUAGUGUUAGUAAAACCGUUGCUUUGUUACGUUUUGUCACUCUGAGGCCAGGGAAAUAACCUCUUCCAUAAUUAUUUAUAGGCAGACAAGAGAGUCACUCCGCCAUUUUGAGUCUACGACAAUCUUCGGAACACUUUGAUAUCACUUGACAUCAAGUUUGCAAUGCAAAUCCCAGUAAAAACGCACGCGCAGACGUAUUCCCGCGGUGUUACAAGGACAUAAUGUUACAGCCAAAUCGUAGUACUUGGAGAGACAAGUGUGGAAAAUAUCAUUGGCCUUUUGGCGAUUGUGGCUGUAAUAGAUAUUAUACAUCGCUAAAUAUAAAUCUGCGGUAGAAUAUUCUCUUGGCUAACAGCCAUAUUAGAUUGUUGUGUUCCUCCCAUGUCUCCUAAACUUUUUGACAUGGCCGGCAUAGGUGGCAGGGCGUAGUGUUAAGUCAUAGUGUAACUUGAUAGGAAAUACAACACGGCUGCAUUCAUGAAAUAUCUCUGUAGUGUGAAGCUGAAGCACGGCCACGGGGUAUAGGUAUAAAUAUUUGUAGUUGAACAGAAAGCAAUGAUGAUCCCUGUCGAAUUGGGCAUGGAAUAUUAAUUACACCGAUAAAAAAUUAUUGAAAUCAAGCUAAAAUCGAUUGUCACUAAAUAUAAAAUUUUUGUUGACAAAGCAAAUAUUUUUAAAAAAAUGCAUCAUAGCAGAUUAAAAGAUAAUGCCUUAUGGUAAAAUCAAUAUUUAGCGAAUUAAAAAGCCCAUAAUUAUAGUUCUCACUGCAAUUACGCAAGCAUAUUAAAGCUAGUCCAAGCAUAAAUAAGCUAAGGAUAUAAAAGGCAACGAUGUAUUUAGCUAUUUAAUAAAGUAGUAUAAUACUAAUAAUCUUUGUUGAAAGGUCUUGUAAGAUGGAAAUUAUCGAGUGUAAUUUUAUAUACAGCUAUUGUACCUGACCAGGAACAGCUGCGAAAAUUCAACUAUACGUCCCUGACAAGAGGGUGUUGAUGGGGUAUAUCGUGAGUCGUGAUUCACUCAAUAAUUUCGGUUCCGUCAGUCGUGAAAAUACCAAAAAUGUACCGUGAAGUGUGAGGGAAAAAAUACUGUUUGUCGUUUCAGAACACUUUUCAAAGAUUUACCGUUAAAAUACCAAAGUGUUACCGUUAAAAUACCAAAAUUUUUACCGUUUACUGAUUUUCAAACCCGCGCCCUUCUAGAUCCUCUGACAAGAAUCGAACUUGCGGUCCUGCGAUUCCAGUGCGCAGCGCUUUAACCAUGCUGAGCUGCAGAUGCCAGUUGUCGGGCUUUAACCACUGCACAAGUUCAUGUAUAUAUAUAUACUAGGGUACUGCCAUGUAUAGGGUAUAUGCAGUGAGAUGUCAAGAAAAUCUUAAUAAUAAUCUUAGUUUUCCUCCACAUUAAUUUAAAUUCCAAUCAAACGAGGAUGAGAGUUGGUAGUCACGUCCGUAUUGUUACAGGGGACAUUUCAAGCUCUAGAUUAACAAACUAAAACAGUAAAAGGUUUGAUACAUAGAUCAUAGUAGCUCGCUACAGCCUACAACGACAUAAACAUAAGGAUUAAGGAAAAGAACACAAUGCCAAUGGGAAAUUGUACUGGGACUGGGAAUGACAUAAAAAUCAAGGUAAUUUCCAAUAAUUUUGUAUAAACCAUAAUUCGGUUUAAUCGUUUUCAAAAAUUCUUAAGUCUGGUCAAACGCAUUGAUCGAGAGCAAAUUUAGUUCAAGUGAAUAGACGAUUGUUCUACACUGACACUGUACUUGGCAUAAUACUCACUUAUACUCCAAUCGUGAACCAAUCAUUUGAAUGUUCCAUGCGCAUGGUCUAAAUUCAAUGCAAACAUGCGUCCUGAGUAUUUUGACCUAAAAUCGUAAAAUAAAAAAAUUUAAAAAAAAUUUUGACUAGAAUUGACUCAAAUUUAUGAGCAAAUUUUUUAGUUAUUUCAAAUUUAGUCAUGAGUCAAAAUCUUUGUAGUGUUGCUUUGGAAAGGAAGGUUAUUUCGUUGGGCUCAGAGUCACAAAACGUAACAAAGUAACGGUUUUACUAACACUCACCUUGUUUCUAAACUAAUCUUGAAGAAAAAAGUUCUGACGAAUUAAAUGUCAUUCUGAGGUCAGCGAACUAACUUUUCCCUUUGCAAAUCCUAUAUUGUUUGUGUGACGUUUAUGCAAAGACAAGGGCCUUUGUGUUGCAUGUCGGAUGAAUAUCUCAUCAAACCUCAAUUAUCAAACAUGUUUUCAAUAUUCUGCGUGUUAUUUUACAACGUGGGUCCUUCGAGAUAUUUUUAAAUCCGUACAGAUGGGACAUUCUGAUGAAAGCCCGAAGGCGCAGAUGAAGUGUCACAAUUAUUUUUACAAUAUCGACCUUUUCUUUCUAAUCAAUUCACCGCAAACCACAAUUCAUUUAAACCGCGCGGAUAUAAACAAUCAAACAUUAUAACUAUUAAAUACGACAAUAAUAUUACAGCGUGGCUGAUGUGGUCGCGUGACUAAUACUGUAGAUUAUAACAAACUAAUAAUCAAAAUGAAGCUAAUUUGACUCACUAUUAAAUAUAAAUUAAUAAAAAAAUUCACAUGAAAAUCACAUUACUUGACAACACAGACUCGCAGUAACACACAACUGUCACAACACUUAUAAGCAAAUGAUCAUGACGGUUUUGUCAACACGAACGUCACCCGAACUUGGUGUAACUAAUUUUGGGGGUAUGUUGCAUCAUAGGGACAUAUAGCCUACCGUGUAGACCCCAGCAGAAACACGUGGGUCUACACCGUAGGCUAAGGGACAUGGCGCUCGUGUAAGGAAGCUAAAAGCUAUAAAAUUCUUAUGUUUUGUCAUAUGUUAUGCAAGGGUGGGUUGUAGCGAAGUAGUUGUAGUUCGCUACUGUAGCGAACUACAAUUUUCAAGUAUAGCCAGUAGUUUUUGACUACUUUUUUAAAACAGUAGUUGUAGUUAUAGCGAACUACAUUUUGCCUAAAGUAGCCAAGUAGUUGACUACUUUUCAAACAGCGAAUCGCUAUUCGCUACUUUUUAAAAUUGUUAGCAACUUGAUAGAAUAGCGCCAUGAUAUUGAAACACAGUUUGCUUAAAAUCAGUACUCAAUAGUCAAUUUGCACUCCUGAACACUGUAGUGCUUACAAAAAUGUUGCUUUGUGUUUACUGUUGGCUGUUUGUCGAUUUUUUAUAGAUUACAUUACAGCCUGAGUUAGUAGAUGCUCCAAAUACAGUAAAACUAAAAAAGAUAUAGCGUAGCGAAAUAGCGAAAUAGUUCGCUACAUUUUUUAAGCAGUAGCUGUAGUCAGUAGCGAACUACCUUUGUUCAAAAGUAGCAGUAGUUGUAGCUGACUACAUAUUUUUGAAGUAGCUGUAGUUAUAGCGAACUACAAAACUUUUGUAGUCAACCCACCCUUGAUGUUAUGACGAUUACCACAAACUAUAACCAAAAUACAGUUUUUAAUUCAGUCCCCCCUCGGCAAUCUUGACGAAAACGUCGCUUGCUCAUGUAUGAUAUAAACGGAUUUCUGGAACGAAAUUUACAAACCGCUAUGGACCAUGGUACUCUUAAGUGUACAUUGACAAAUAAUACGACUAUCUAAUAGCCUUUCUCACGGCCGAUUUUCUCGGCCCCAUUUUUAGGAUACUGGCUCUCCCAUGCUUGAGAGUCUUCGCACCACGAAAUACAAAUUUUUAGUAAUUGUAGUUAUUCGGUGUAAUGCCAAUAGAUUUACAGUUAGAACUUUUAAAAGUCGCUUUUUAUGUUGUUUGUAUUAUGAUUUGAUCAUGGUUUAUAUUUUGUUUCAAGUUUUAUUAAGACACUAUUUAUUAGACAUAUUGGACUAAUUAGUUUUAGCCUCGUUUUGUCUUGCUUCCAAAUUCUCUGUGACUGAUGAUUAUACUUAUAGUCAUGGAGUCAGAUUUUUGGAAGCAAGACAAAAUGAGGCUAUAUUUGGAUUCGGCGAGACUGCAAGCAUUUUGCUUAUAAAAAUUCCCCACAAAACCGUUUUUAAUAGUUAAUUCCUAAUUAUUAAAAGCAGUAAACUAAAAAAGGAGAAUAUAUAUUAAACCGAAAUAAAACUUGUCACUAUAUAUACAAACUAAAUGUAAUUUAGGGGAAAAUAGACAAUGUAAAUAUCUAUAAUUGGCGAAGUUAUAGUAACAUACAGCCAAUUCAGAAAUGGAUGUCCUUUGCAAACCUUAAACUCCAAGCGCGCAAAGCGUAUAACGGGAGCACAAGUUUCAAGCUUAGUUUAAUAUUGCAACUAUUUGUGAAUGAAUUGUCCUCGUAAGGAGAUAUUUACCAUGUCUCUAAGAAAUGGGCCAGUUUAGAGUUUAAGGUUUGCAAAGGACGACCUUUUUUCAAUUAGCUGCAUGUAUAUAUGCAAGAAAAACUAGCAAAAGAAACAAGAACGAAGAAAGCAUCACGGCAAAAAUUUAAUUAGGUCUAUUAAUUUCGCAACAACAUAGUCAGAUAGUCAUGACUGAGAAACUGCAUGAAUGCAUGCCAUGCAUUAUAAUCAUUGUUGAAUUGGAUGAAAAGUAAACAGGAAAAGUCUAUAUUUACAAUGAGUUUAGCACAAUUUAAUAUUUAUCCAACACAAAGAGCGGCUUCAGUCUUCCGACAAUAUUCAUUAAUUGUUAUUUGUUCUCCUAAUUUAUAUGUUAGCAUAUAAUAUUUGUUGUGUUUUGGCAUGAAUAUUGUUAGCAAUUAUAACCAAUUUGGCAAUUGUGUGCAUAACACUAUAACAGCUAUUGAUGCGUGGAUAUUUGCGAUAAAAAGCGUUCAAAACUUAAAAAGUAAAAUCGUUUUGGUGCAUGCAUGUAUAACCUCUCAAAAUUACCGUCUAGACUAUAGUUUUCGCUUUAUUCUCUAUACUUUUAGUUUAUACAAUUAGCUACCCUUUAUUAAACACAUGAAUCUGCAUGCCGGUUGAAAAGCAUAAAAUAAUACCUUGACUUCAGUCGUCUCAAAUCUCAGCAUGUUUACAGACUAUUGUCGCUGCGGCAAGGCGGCAAGUGACUUAAGUUUUCGGGUUUUGGUAGGUCACAAAUUGGAACAAUUCAUGUAAGCCUGUGGCUUGCCAUUAUUGGGAUAUCAAAAUGGUGGAAGAUAUUCGCAGAUCUCUUAAUUUAAAAUUAUAGGUAUUUUUUGCCUCUAAAUUGUACAUGCAACCCAACAUUCAACAAUUAUCCGCGAGAAAAACAAUCGUUUGUACAACUAAAUAAUCCAACAAAAGCCAUGCCGAAACGAAACAAACGUCGCCAACAAUGCAAUUUUACGAGUCCCUGAGUCAACAGAGCGGCAGAACUAUACAUCACCAAGUUGUUUUUUCAUACUUGUUAGUUUUUAGCGCGUGUUAUCUGACAUGCAAAAAAUCUGCUUGGAAACUCUCUCCUCCGCAGAGGCUUUAGUUGGCUAUGAUUAGGAUUAGUAUUGAAGAUGGAACCAGCGGCUCUGUUCGUGUUCCAAGAACCGCCUAUGGUGAAAUGUAUCUCAAAACUAAUCGCAAUCAUGCAUAGCCAACUAAAGCCUCUGCGGAGGAAAGAGGCUUGGAAACACUAGCUCGUGCGUGGUUGUUAUUCUACGCACAUGUGACCUAAUUUAAAAACCUAGUAACAUAACAUUGUCAUGAUAUUUUUUGUGUGUGUUUUGAUGUUAUGUACUCAGGUGAAUUAAUGUUUUUGAUGUCACUCUGAGUGUAUAUCGCGGGUUCGAUUCCCACCGUGGUUAGGCUAACUUUUCAGCCUGCCCGAUGUGGAUAUACACUCAGAGUAUAACAUCAAAAACAAUAACGUUGUCAUUUAAGCCCCGUUUACACUACGCUCAAUUUUUGGUACGGCACGGAUAAAAUUGGUACCCGUACCACUUUUUUGGUUCUUGGACUACCUAUAUUUUGAGCCCUGUUUACACUACACUCGAUUUUUGGUACCGUACCAAAUAGGUAGCCAAGAACCAAAAAAGUGGUACGGGUACCAAUUUUAUCCGUGCCGUGCCAAAAAUUGAGCGUAGUGUAAACGGUGCUUAAUGUAGCAAUAAUUGGUCUUUUCAGUCAUUCUCUACGUUUUAACUUGAACCAUUGGCAUUGCACAAUACUACUUUGCAACAUUGGUAUAACUUAUACUCCACCAUGAACUUAUACUCCACCUUCUAACAUAUCUGAAUAUUUUAUGUCUUUUAUAUGUAAAGGGUGCUUUUAUCAAUUGGGAUUUAUCCUGUUACGGCAUCCUAUCACUAUGUUUGUUACACUAUGUUAUGUAUGUGUAACAUUGUGACAAACUUAUUAAAUUACAUUAAUGCCAAUGGUAUGUUCAAUCGUUUAUUAAUAUUUAUCACAACUAAUCCCUAGCUCUCUUCUACUUCUAGUUCACAUAACAGAUUUAAGAGUGGUCAGGGUUCAACAAAGGCCUUUCGACAAGAAAUAUGAAUAUAUUUUCGAGGUAUGGUUAUUAUAGUAUUGCGAUAGUAUGUAUGAUAAUAAUUGGAACUGAAUAAGAUCCGAAGCCAAUUAACCAAAUGCGAAUACAUAUUUGAUUUUGAAAAUAACACGACAACUAUAAUUCUUAGUCCUAAGUAGAAAAUAUUUUUUCCUGAUGCAUUCAUAAGUAGCUCAUUAAUUUUUUAGUGUUUUGCCGGGUUGUGAGUGGGGGGAAAUUUUUAUAUUUCCACCUCUACGUGCGCAUUCGAAAGUUCUGGAGACAGAAUUCGGUAUCAAUUAUUAAUCAUCGACGAAAUUAUCGCGAGGCUUCAGGCAACGGCAGAAAGCAUGUCUGGACUUGCCCGAUGUCAAUGAGCCACAAACUAAGACAAGGUGGCCAUGUUUGGUCGUAAAAGAUAAUCCAAUAUUAUACUGUAUAUUCUAGGAUAAUCGUCUUUCAAUAAGCGGAUCGGUAAAGCAUUGUGGAAUAGACCACCCCAUCGAUAGCAGUGUCACUACUGUUUAUCAUCGCUUAAACCGUUGCUGGAAAAUUCUCUUUUGAACCAAACACUGCAUUUAUAUUGGUUUAUCUUCCAAUAGACACUUUUCGAAUUUACUGCCUGUUGGCAAUAACUUUAUUUACAAUGGAUAACAUUAGUCGCCUCGAUUUCAAGCUGUUGUUUCGUGUGCGCUCAAUUCUGAAGUGUCCGGUCUUUAUUAUUCGCCUCAGGCUCGACGAAGUCGAGGUGAAUAUUCCCCAAUAAUUACCGAGGCUGAGGCGAAUAAUUGUUUUAGUAUUUUUACACAGGUCUUUUGCGUUUUGGGGGACUGAAUUUAUUUUAAUUUUGCUUAUUUCUUUAUCAGUAACUCCCACAAAAUGUCUAGCCGCCAUUUUGCAAAUUUCGAUUUUGUUAUAUUCACCUGUAGGUGAAUAUAACAGCUUGAUACGUCAAAUUUGACCAAUGAACUUGUAGGAUUUGUAUAUAUUCACUUGUGCAAAAAUACUAAUGAUUUAUGUUCACUCUCAGUACUCUCAGUGGUUGUUAGACAACUCUGAGGUUUUCUCGGAAUCCCACUUGUGCAUGGAAAGAUGAAUUCCAAAAACACGCCAAGAAAAAAUCUCGCUCACAACACAUGCAACACUACGCAAAUAAUAUAACAUGCGCUGUCAGACUUUGUAGCGAGUUGAAUAUAAGAACAAAGUUGUUUUUUUAGGUAACGUGGUCGAAUGGCAAGGUGUUCAGAAUUCAUCGCGC